Messenger RNA from Cariama cristata (Red-legged seriema), 1563 nucleotides. It is a transcript of the gene TRIM65, whose product is annotated as tripartite motif containing 65. The transcript is spliced from 6 exons. The record is from RefSeq and is a predicted model, not a curated record. The coding region runs from base 1 to 1563 and encodes 520 amino acids. Gene Ontology annotation, biological process: positive regulation of autophagy. Lineage: Eukaryota; Metazoa; Chordata; Aves; Cariamiformes; Cariamidae. Gene Ontology annotation, molecular function: zinc ion binding; protein binding.
AUGGCAUCGCCCGUCUCGCAGAAGCUGGAGGAGAAGCUGGUGUGCUCCAUCUGCCUGGAGCUGUUCAGGGUGCCCGUGACCUUACCCUGCGGCCACAACUUCUGCAAGCACUGCAUCAGCAACCACUGGCACAAGCAAGAGCAGGCACCCACCAGGGCCGAGAAGGACUACACAUGCCCCGAGUGCCGCACGAGCUUCAACCAGUACCCGGAGCUGAAGAAGAACGUCACCCUGUGCAGCGUGAUGGAGCUGGCCCGGGAUGGCGAGGCAUGGGUCUCGGGCACAGAGAGGUGUGAGGUGGCCCGCAGCGAGCUCUGCCCGCAGCACGGGCGUCCGCUGGAGCUGUACUGUGAGGAUGAGCGGCGAUGCAUCUGCUGCGUCUGCACCGUCCAGCAGUGCCAGCAGCAUCGACGGGUGCUCUUCGAGGAGGAGCGCUUGAAAAAGCAGGCCCUUUUGAAAGAGUCCCUGGAAAAAGCCCAUGAAGAAUCGGAGAGGAUCAAGCAGGUGAUGCAGGAGCUGGAGGAGCAAACGCGCAGCAUCAAGGACUCCUCCGAGGGGCUCAAAUUGGUGACUCUGAACAAAUUCACCAUCCUGAGGAAAGCCCUGGAGAAUUUCCAGUUGUGGACAGUGGCUAGGAUCGAGGAAGAGCAGGCAGCAGCGCUGGGGCGCAUAGAGGAGGACUGGAGUCUUCUGAAGGACCGCCUGGACAUCCUCGGCCAGCACAGGGAGAGGGCUCAGCGCCUGCUGGCCUGCUCCGACCACAGGACUUUCCUUCAGGAGUUCCCCCUGCUCCCAUCUCCGGGGAGCCCAGAGGUGCUGCUCCCCAUGGAGUUUGAUGUGGCUGGCGUGAUCAAGCCCAUCGCUGAGAUCAUCACUAACAUCUCCAGGCUCCUGCUGGAGGACCUGCCCAGCUCUGUGGCCCACAAAGCCCCCGACCCCACUGGCCAAGACCCAGUGCAUCCCCAGGAGCCGGCGGUGAAGGUGGCGGCCCCUCUCCCUGCGUGCCAGCUCCGAGCUGAACUUCUGAAGGACCACCGCAACCUGACCUUCGAUCCCGAGACAGCCAACAAGUACCUGGAGCUGUCAAAAGGUAACCGGAAAGCCAAGCACGGCCCCAGCGCCGUCUGCGGGCAGCAGGAGCAGGGACCCCGCUUCGAGCCCUGGCAGGUGCUGUGCACGCACGGCUACGGCCAUGGCCACCACUACUGGGAGGUGAAGAUCUCCAGCCACUCCGUCAUUCUGGGGGUGACCUACCGUGGUCUCCCCCGCAAGCAGCAGCAAGGUCACAAAUUCAACAUCGGGCUGGACGGGGGCUCGUGGGGGCUGCAGGUGCGGGAGGAUUGCUACCUGGCCUGGCACAAGGGCCGGGCAGAGAAAAUCCAGGAGCAGCUGUAUAUGAACCUGGGGGUCAGCCUGGAUUACAGCAAGGGGCUCCUCUCCUUCUACGGCCUUGGGGAGAGGACGCGGCUCAUCCACUCCUUCCACAGUGUCUUCACCGAACUCCUCUAUCCCGUCUUUUGGCUGUGCGAGGGGCGAGCGGUGACGCUGUGCCAAAGCGACUGA